Molecule: messenger RNA, 4645 nt
Organism: Myotis lucifugus (little brown bat)
Lineage: Eukaryota; Metazoa; Chordata; Mammalia; Chiroptera; Vespertilionidae
Gene: TSC22D1
Product: TSC22 domain family member 1
Biological process (GO): regulation of transcription by RNA polymerase II
Source: RefSeq, a predicted model, not a curated record
UCUCCCCCUCCCUCCUGUCCCCGCACCCCACGUGAGGCGGAAUAUAAAGGGGGGUGUGAGGCUAGAGGGGAAAUUGAAUGGUGAAGGACUGAGGGGGUGCCCCCUUCGGGUCCCCGCCCGCCCUGUUCACCCUCGUUCAUCCUCCCUUCCCGAAGCUCGCCCUCGAAGGCAGGAGCGGCCGGCGCCUGCGGCGGAGGAGGAGGAGGAGGAGGAGAAGGAGGGAUCACGCCGGGCGGAGCGUCGGGCCCGCUUUCCUUCCCGGCGUCUUGAAUACAAAGAUUACCGUGCAGAAGGAAAUUGCACUCGCCUCCUCCGCCCCCCGUACCCGACACAAUGCAUCAGCCGCCUGAGUCCGCCGCCGCCGCGGCCGCUGCAGACAUGAGUGCUAGGAAGAUGGCGCACCCGGCAAUGUUCCCUAGAAGGGGCAGCGGCAGCGGCAGCGCCUCUGCCCUCAAUGCAGCAGGUACCGGCGUUGGUAGUCAUGCCACAUCUUCCGAGGAUUUUCCGCCCCCGUCGCUGCUCCAGCCGCCACCUCCUGCCGCAUCUUGUGCGUUGGGACCACAGCCUCCGCCUCCACAAAGCCUGAACCUCCUUUCGCAGGCUCAGCUACAGACACAGCCUCUUGCACCAGGCGGAACUCAGAUGAAAAAGAAAAGUGGCUUCCAGAUCACUAGCGUGACCCCGGCUCAGAUCUCUGCCAGCAUCAGCUCUAACAACAGUAUAGCGGAGGACACUGAGAGCUAUGACGAUUUGGAUGAGUCUCACACGGAAGAUCUGUCGUCUUCCGAGAUCCUUGAUGUGUCCCUUUCCAGGGCUACUGACUUAGGAGAACCUGAACGUAGCUCCUCAGAAGAGACACUAGAGACACUAAAUAACUUCCAGGAAGCUGAGACACCUGGGGCAGUCUCUCCCAACCAGCCCCACCUUCCUCAGCCUCAUUUGCCUCACCUUCCACAACAAAAUGUUGUGAUCAACGGGAAUGCUCAUCCACAUCACCUCCAUCACCACCAUCACGUUCAUCAUGGGCACCACCUCCACCAUGGGCACCACCAUCCUUCCCAUGCAGGUGUGGCCAGUACAUCCAUUCCUGGAGGGCCACCCUCAAGCCCACUCUCCAGAAAACUCUCUACAGCUGGGAGCUCUGACAGUGUUAUACCAGCUGCACCAACUUCUGCUGUAUCAUCGGGUGGCUCACCUGCAUCCGUAAUGACUAAUAUCCAGGCUCCCAGUACUACCGGCAGUAUAGGUAUAAAUUCUGUUGCUGGCACUAAUGCAGUGAAUAAUGUUAACAUUACUGCUGUGGAUAGUUUUAAUCCUAAUGUGACAAGCAGCGUGCUUGAUAAUGCUAAUAUAAAUACAAGCAAUAUUCCUAGUGCUGCUAGCGGGAGUGUUGGGCCUGGAGUUAACAGCAGUGUUAAUGUGAAUAUCUUAAGUGGCAUGGGCAAUGGUACUAUUUCUUCCUCGGCUGUUGUUAACAGUGUCCCUAAUGCAGCUGCAGGGAUGACUGUGGGAUCAAUUUCAAGUCAGCAGCAACAACCAACAGUUAACACUUCAAGGUUCAGAGUUGUGAAGUUAGAUGCUAGUUCUGAACCCUUUAAGAAAGGUAGAUGGACUUGCACUGAGUUCUAUGAGAAAGAAAAUGCUGUACCUGUUACAGAAGGUGUGGUUAUAAAUAAAGUGGUGGAAACUGUAAAACAAAACCCAAUAGAAGUGACUUCUGAGAGGGAGAGCACUAGUGGGAGUUCCGUGAGCAGUAGUGUCAGCACACUGAGUCACUACACAGAGAGUGUGGGAAGUGGAGAGAUGGGAGCCCCUACUGUGGUGGUGCAGCAGCAGCAGCAGCAGCCACAACCAGCUCUUCAAGGUGUGGCCCUUCAGCAGAUGGAUUUCAGUAGCACUGGUCCACAGAGUGUUCCGGCAGUUAGUAUGUCACAGACUGUUUCUCAGUCACAGAUCUCACAAGUACAAUUACAGCCUCAAGAACUGAGCUAUCAACAAAAGCAAGGUGUUCAACCAGUACCUCUACAAGCCACUAUCAAUGCUGCAACUGGUGUCCAACCAUCACCUGUUAAUGUUGUUGGGGUAACUUCAGCUUUAGGUCAGCAGCCUUCCAUUUCUAGUUUGGCUCAACCCCAACUGCCAUAUUCUCAGACGGCUCCUCCUGUGCAAGCUCCCCUUCCAGGGGCACCACCCCAGCAGUUACAAUAUGGACAACAAUCGAUUGUUUCCACACAGAUGGCCCCAGGUCAUGGUAAACCAGUGACUCAAAUUCCUACUUCGGAGUAUGUACAGCAGCAGCCGAUUCUUCAAACAGCAGUGCCCUCUGGUCAGCCCAGUUCUGCAGGAGUGGGAGGAGGAACCACGUUGAUUCCUAUGGUUCAGCCACAGAGUAUCCAGUUGCCAGUGCAGCCCCCAGCAGUCCAAGCACAACCUGCAGGGGCAUCUGGCCAGCCUGUUGGCCAGGUUCAAACAGCAGUAUCUGCUGUACCUACUGGCAGUCAAGUUGCAAAUAUUGUUCAACAAGCAAAUGUACCCACUGCAAUGCAGCAGGUCUCUUCCCAAGUCACACCUUCAGUUGUUCAGCAAGGUGCUCCUCCAUCUUCACAAAUAAUUCCACCUGCUCAAACUGCGGUUAUUCAUCAGGGAAUUCAAACUAGUGCUUCAAGCCUUCCUCAACAAUUGGUCAUUGCACCCCAAAGUACAUUGUUAACUGUGCCUCCCCAGCCACAAGGAGUAGAAUCAGUAGCUCAAGGAGUUGUCUCACAGCAGUUGCCUGCAGUUAGUCCUGUACCCUCUGCUAGUAGUAUUUCUGUUACAAAUCAGGUUAGUUCAGCUGGUCCUUCUGCAAUGCCUUCUGUUCCAACAAACUUGGUUCCACCACAGAAUAUAGCACAAACCCCUGCCACUCAAAAUGGUAGUGUGGUUCAAAGUGUUAGUCAACCUCCCUUGAUAGCAACUAAUAUAAAUUUGCCUUUGGCACAACAGAUAUCACUAAGUUCUCAGUUCUCUGCACAAUCAUUAGCUCAGGCAAUUGGAAGCCAAAUUGAAGAUGCCAGGCGCCCAGCGGAACCCUCUUUAGUUGGCUUACCUCAGACUAUCAGUGGUGACAGUGGGGGAAUGUCAGCAGUUUCAGAUGGGAGUAGCAGCAGCCUAGCAGCCUCUGCUUCUCUUUUCCCGUUGAAGGUGCUACCGCUGACGACACCCCUGGUGGAUGGAGAGGAUGAGAGCUCCUCUGGUGCAAGUGUGGUAGCUAUUGACAACAAAAUCGAGCAAGCUAUGGAUCUGGUGAAAAGCCAUUUGAUGUAUGCGGUUAGAGAGGAAGUGGAGGUCCUCAAAGAGCAAAUCAAAGAACUAAUAGAGAAAAAUUCCCAGCUGGAGCAGGAAAACAAUUUGCUGAAGACACUGGCCAGUCCUGAGCAGCUUGCCCAGUUUCAGGCCCAGCUGCAGACUGGCUCCCCCCCUGCCACCACACAGCCGCAGGGGACCACACAGCCCCCGGCCCAGCCAGCCUCCCAGGGCUCAGGACCAACUGCAUAGCCUCCUAUGCCCCCUGCAGAACUGGCUGCUGCUGUCUGAACUCAACAGACCCGAGAUGAUGUACUAGGGGGAAUCCACCUCCACAACCACCCAUUUCAUUGCUCGCUGCAAAAGAGACGUGAGACUGAUAUAUGCCAUUAUCUCUUUUUUCCAGUAUUAAACACCCAGUGCUUUUGGCUUGAAGAAAUUUCUUAGUUGGGUGAAUUAAAGGUGAAUAAGAGAAUUAGCAUGGAUAUACUGGGACCUCAUGCAGCUUGGCAGAUGUUUGAGAAAUGGUUUAAUUCAUGCUGAGGAGCUGUGUGCCUUUCCACCCCUUCCCUGCUCCCUGCCCUCACUUUCAGGAGUUCUCCUGCUUGCACAUAGUGUACAACAUGGGCCUUCGGAGCAGUGGAGCUCCACUGGACUGUCCUCUCUCCUCUUCUCCCCAUGAGGAACUUGAAAGGGAGGUAAAAGGAAAGACUGGUGCAUAGUCUCUUCUAACAUGAGGGGAAACAGUUCAUUGAUUGUCACCAAAAUCCAUAAAAAACAACUGUACUGUGUGCCUCUUGCUGAAACAGUGGAUGACACAAAACUAUUAGAGUGACUAAAAGGUGACAGGUAGCUGGGACCUAGGCUAUCUUACCAUGAAGGAUGUUUUGCUUAUUAUAUAUUUGUGUAUGUAGUAUAACUAUUUUGUACAAUAGAGGACUAACUACUAUUUAGGUUGUACAGAUUGAAAUUUAGAUGUUUCAUUGGCUGUCUGAAGAGGUGUGGAUUGUCUUUAAUAGAGAUUACAUUAAAAAUGCUACGUGAAGAAAACCACACCUAAAGAAAUUUUAAGAAUUUGGCCCAGUUAGUCACUUUGUGUAAUCUGAAAUCUUAUAGCUGCUGAAUAUCUUGAAGUAAAUUCCUGUUCACUGAAGUGUUUUGAUUGAGCUGGUUGAAUACUUUGAAAAAUGAUCAGUUUUAGCUAAUGAGAUGAAUUUCCCAGUAGGGUGUUCUACCUAUUACCUGUAUAGUAGUUAAAUGCAUAUGUUUCUGUGCAUGUUCUCUACACAGUUGUAAGGUGUCACUGUAUUUAACUGUUGCACUUGUCAACUUUCAAUAAAGCAUAUAAAAUGUUGAUAAA